Drosophila elegans is the source of this 2620-nucleotide messenger RNA. It is a transcript of the gene toy, whose product is annotated as paired box protein Pax-6. NCBI's taxonomy places the organism in Eukaryota, Metazoa, Arthropoda, Insecta, Diptera, Drosophilidae. Bases 552 to 2189 code for a protein of 545 amino acids. Gene Ontology annotation, biological process: anatomical structure development; regulation of transcription by RNA polymerase II. Gene Ontology annotation, molecular function: RNA polymerase II cis-regulatory region sequence-specific DNA binding; DNA-binding transcription factor activity, RNA polymerase II-specific. The transcript has 9 exons. The record is from RefSeq and is a predicted model, not a curated record.
GCUAAGUGCGCGCCUCGUCACUGAAACCAGUUAGUAAAAGAAAUUUUGUUUAAACUAAAACCGAUAGCUAUGUCACGAUUUGAUCAUUUCGAAUGCAAAUUAUUCUCAGAUUAAUAAACUAGGUCGCCAUCCGUGGCGCUGCCGCCGGGCUGCGGACCCGUACCUACGUACCUACGGCGGAUAAUAUCGGGACCAUCAUGUCUAACAUUGUUUACGAUACACUAGUUGCACUAGUUAAACAACGUCUAAAGUGAAAGUUAGUAAACUGGUGAGCGUGUACAACCAAAGCAAAUGCUAAACAGCCCGCCGAAGUUAACAAACAAAGUCAGAAUCAGAAUCAAUGGACUUACAAAUUAAAGUGAUAAUCAACAACUUGAUUACUAUGCAAAGAUAAUGUCUACGCUCAAAAGUACAAAGUGACAACGAAAUCCCCAUCUAACAGAAAUGAAAAAGGCAAUAUCUGUCCUUACUCUACAAAAAUUAUAAACUUACGUGCACUCAAAGCACCAUCAAAGUUUUCAUAACCGUUAGCGCCUAAUAACUAAUCAAUCAUGAUGCUAACAACCGAACACAUAAUGCACGGGCACCCCCACGCGUCGGUCGGGCAGAGUUCACUGUUUGGGUGCUCGACGGCGGGCCAUAGUGGCAUAAAUCAGCUGGGCGGGGUGUACGUCAAUGGCCGACCACUGCCUGACUCAACGCGCCAGAAAAUAGUCGAAUUGGCUCACUCGGGCGCCCGUCCUUGUGAUAUUUCAAGAAUACUGCAAGUUUCUAACGGAUGCGUAAGCAAGAUUCUGGGCAGAUAUUAUGAAACAGGAUCAAUUAAGCCUCGAGCGAUAGGUGGUUCGAAACCACGAGUAGCUACAACUCCGGUCGUACAAAAAAUUGCUGAUUACAAACGGGAAUGUCCCAGCAUAUUUGCGUGGGAAAUUCGGGAUCGACUGCUGUCCGAACAAGUUUGCAAUAGUGAUAACAUUCCAAGUGUUUCAUCCAUUAACCGAGUCUUGCGUAACUUGGCCUCGCAGAAGGAGCAGCAGGCGCAGCAACAGAACGAAUCUGUUUAUGAAAAGCUCCGCAUGUUCAACGGCCAAUCGGGUGGAUGGGCCUGGUAUCCAAGCAAUACAACGACGGCACAUUUGGCGCUACCGCCAGCGGCUUCGGUUGUGUCCACUCCAACAAAUUUGUCGGGACAAGUUAAUCGGGACGAUGUUCAAAAACGAGACUUACAAUAUUCGGCCGACGUUUCGCACCCAAAUUCCCACGAUAGUACAUCGGAUGGCAACUCUGAACAUAAUUCAUCUGGAGACGAAGACUCACAAAUGCGGUUGCGGCUAAAAAGGAAAUUGCAGCGCAAUCGGACUUCAUUUUCCAAUGAGCAAAUUGACAGUCUCGAAAAAGAGUUUGAACGAACACACUAUCCGGAUGUUUUCGCGCGAGAAAGACUUGCAGAUAAAAUUGGUUUGCCAGAGGCACGUAUUCAGGUUUGGUUCUCGAACAGACGGGCCAAAUGGCGCAGGGAAGAAAAAAUGCGGACUCAGAGACGCUCUGCUGACACCGUAGGCGGCAGUGUUCGCGCAGCUAACAGUACGGCUAACAAUCCUCCAGGAACAGCUGCGUCUUCCUCCGCCGCAACGUCGAACAACUCGACGCCCGGCAUCGCCAGCUCAGCAAUCAACGGGUCGGAAAGGGCAUCAUCGGCCAUCAUUGGCAACAGCCUACCGGAAACCCCAAAUGGACCAACUGUUCUAGGUGGAGACGCCAACACUGCGCACACGAACUCCGAAAGUCCGCCGCUCCAGGCAGUGGCACCGCGGCUACCAUUAAACACUGGCUUCAACACCAUGUACUCAUCUAUCCCGCAACCCAUAGCAACGAUGGCUGAGAAUUACAACUCAUCACUAGGAUCGAUGACACCGUCAUGCUUGCAACAACGAGACGCCUAUCCCUACAUGUUCCACGAUCCGUUGUCACUAGGGUCUCCGUAUGUGCCACCCCACCACCGAAACACCGCAUGCAACCCUGCGGCUGCGCAUCAACAGCCACCCCAACAUGCGGUUUACGCGAACAGCUCGCCGAUGCCAUCAUCCAAUACAGGUGUCAUUUCUGCAGGCGUUUCGGUGCCUGUCCAGAUUUCAACGCAAAAUGUAUCUGACUUGACGGGAAGUAAUUACUGGCCACGUCUCCAGUGAUCGUCAAUUUUUAACUUGCCAUCAGAUCUUCUGUCGAAGGCGACUGCCGCUGCAAUUGCUGCCGCACAUGCAGCUGAAGGAAAGCAUCAUCACCAAAAAGCGCAUUCAGUUGAUAGUAUGCAAAAUACAAAUAGCAACAUUAACCCACCUAACUUGAGUAGCCAGACAAUGUGCUGUUCACCAAGAUAUUUAAGCAUGAACGUGGGGGCGGGGAAGGAUGCGGAUGUGGCUCAAUGUCCUGUAGUUCCCGUAUCACCACGUAAUUCGGCGAAUUCGGAACUGUUUGGCAGCCCAAAGGCGAGCUACCAUCGGGAUUUUCAUAUAAUUUAAAGGGUGAAGAAGUCGAACCGUACCGUCUUCGUUACACUCUUAAAUUAUUAAUAAAGCGUUUGCCAGCCAACCAUUUAAAAUAAAAUUCGUUUCAAACUACA